This is a messenger RNA of Thelazia callipaeda (thelaziosis nematode), 2883 nucleotides long. Lineage: Eukaryota; Metazoa; Nematoda; Chromadorea; Rhabditida; Thelaziidae. The record is from the annotation of a GenBank genome assembly.
UUUUUUAUGUUAGGCAACAACGUUUGUUGAAAUAAGAACUGUCGAGUGUCAAUUAAUUGUGUUUAAUUCUUCAGAAACUGUUGUAUCAGGUCGAAUUCAUCUGACUUCAGAUACAACACAUCAUAUUCAUCAUAAAUUUGCUUGGAAAGCUAUAAAUAUUGAUGGAAAGCACGUACUUUUUCGAUGUGACGGUAUUUGCAAAGAAAAUCCCAAGUCAUUCAUAGGUGAUUUUUUUUCUGCUCCUGAUAAUUGCAAACAACAUUUAAUGUGCCAAAUUUUCACUGACCAACGGAAAUACAACGUUCAUACAUUGGGAGAUCCAAGAAAUCCGUUGACAAGAUUUCGUAGUGUAGAAUCAGUCAAUCUCCUUUUACCUUCCUUUAUUGUACGUUAUUUUUAUGAAUUUAUAGCUGCCAUUUCGUACUUUCUCUUUUAUGAUUUAGACAACAAUUCUGUUGGAGUUCAGCCAAGACGCGAAGUCUCGAUUUUUGGUUUAAAUGAUAAUAUAAACGAAACUUUUUUAUCUGAUAUGUGCAAUAAAACGGGUGCAGUCAUCGAAGUAUUUGUUUACAUGCAUCCUCGCACUAAAAAACAUUUGGGUAUGGCCUAUGUUGUUUUCCAAGAUGUCGACAAAGCCAAUUCUUUUGUUAGAAAAAAUAACGGUACUUCAGUUAUGGGACAAACUAUCACGUGUAUUAUUGAUCCGCUUAUAAUUGGUAGUAAUAACGUAUUUUCAAAAGCAAAAGAAAUAAGUCGACGUUACGAAGAGCAAGCAGUAGAAGUCGCGCCAGUACCGCGUUAUUUAUCCCGUUUGGAUCACAAUGUGUUGGUGGAAUUUCGGAAAACUAACCAGACGGAGACAUCUGAUCAUGAUGAUUCAACUGAUUUUGAAUAUAAAUCAGUUUCACGAAAUAACAGUUUAAAAGGGGAGUAUCAUGAAGACGAAAAAAAUGAAUCCCCAGCAUUUCAGAAAGCGAAAUUGAAUGCCAUACCUUCUACCAGUUCACAAGAGCCUGAAAAUUUCGUUGAAUUAAACUCGACGGCGCAGAAACAAAUUGAGAAUGUAAUAGUGCCGUUCCAUCGCGAUAAAAAUCCACAACAGCAUCAGGCAUUAGCUGAAGCUGUACUGCCGAAAAUUACUUCCAAAGUUAUAGGGGUUUUAGCAGAAAUACGAAAAUUCACUAAACGAAUGCUUAUUUUAAAGAAAAUUGGAUAUGUUACUCAUGCUGGAUCAACAGAUGAAAAUAUUCCAUCUUCGAGAGAGAAACCUGCACCUCCUUCAUCAGUUGGCCAUUUACUUAUUCCAGUCACAACUACUCAUACGUCGUCACCUUCUAUGGAAACAGCAUCAGUUCUAGCGCAUCAAUCACUACAUACACACCACAUGAUGCCUCAACAAAUCCCUCCGGCACCAUUUGCUUGUUUCCGUUCGAUACCACCUAAUUCCUCAUUUCCACCAGUGUUUCCUCCAGUUCCUUCUCCCGCUUAUUUUCCACCCUCAUCUUUUCCACCAAUACCCGGGCUGCCUCGUUUCUCCCACUGGCCAGAUUUAUCGCAACCACCACCACCACCAUUUAUCCCAGCAUCGCUUAAUACUUGGCCAAGAACAGAAAAAAAUGUUCCACCAUUUUUUCCUAUUGGUAAUGUGAUGCAAGCAGCACCAAAUUUUGUACGGGUACCGUCAAGCCCAGCAUCAGCAUUUUAUCAUACAAUGCCUAGUACUUCAGCCUUUGAUGCUUCAGCAGUAGUAGAUUCAGAAACAAUGCAGAAAAGAAGAGAAGAAGGGCAGUCAAAAGGAACAGUUGAGAAGCAGGGACAUAAUUUUUCAGUGAAUGAAAAUAUGGAAUUGAGCAGUAGAAAGCGGCAUCAUGAAUCCUGUUCAGCAUCCAGCGCUUCUUUGAGUAGCAGUUUAGAAAGUGAUGAGGAAAGUGAAUCAAGUGAGGAGUCCUCUCAUUCCAGGAGAAAUAGGCAAGUCGUGGUAAAAAAUAACGCUCGAGAGAAGCACGCUGCUACUUCAAGUCCAGUGCAGUCACCAGAUCUUGUUGAAGAAGUAGAAAGCCAUCAGCUGAUAAGUAAAGACAGAAAAUGGGAGAAACAGCAUGUUGAAGACAGUGAACAUUCUGUUGAGCCCAGUGUAGAUUUACCAGAUUUGGAGGGUGUCAGUAGUAAAGAUGAACUAAUCGAAGGGUGUCAGUUGCAGAAAAAGCAGUUGCUGGUUAUUGCACAUUUGGUGUAUAACAUUCAUAUGAAAUAUAUUUUCUUUAAUUUUUUGUCGUUAGCAAACAUAGGUGAUGCAAUAAGUGCAUAUGAAAUAUUGUCAAAGCGUACUCAAUCGCAACAACUACAGCGUGUGGACUGGCGGAAAAAGAGGUUAAUGAAAAUAAAACGUAAAAAACGUGAUCAAGAAGUUUCAAAUGCAAAAAAAAAUGAAAAGAGUCAUCGUUGGUCUUCAUCAUCAACUACCGAUUCACAAACAGAAUCAGACGAUUCGUCUUACAGAAAUUAUAAAAAAUCAAGUAAACGUGUCUUUCGUUCAUCGACAAAUAGACGAGAAGAUGGGAUAGAAGCAAUGUCGACAAGCAGUGAGGAAUCUCAAAAUGAAGAAUCAUGUUCAGAUAGCAAGUCACAACGAUCAAUAAAUUUUCUUGUGAAAAAAAAUUUGCCAAAUAACCAAUCGAUUCAAUCACUGCCAGUUCUUGGUUGCUCAAGUUUAUCAGAGAAGUUGUCUGAAGAUCUUCCUCUUCCAUACUUGACAUCUGGUAGCUCACGUUCGUUGUUUGAGCGACGACUGGAAAAUCUUUUUCGAUCGACUUCAGUGCAGCCUGCAGUAAAGUGUUUAAAUUUCGUAGACUUGAGAUUCUUUGAAUGCAAAGUCGCCUGAAA